GCUGAAAAAAAAAAUUAAAAAGCGGCAGCCCCGCAAAAAAAAAAAAAUUACAUAGUCCAAAUUUUACACAAACUGUCUCACUCACCAUUUCAUCCAACACAGUAAGUGGAUGUUUAUAUGCCUAUCAAUAUACGGCUUUAACGACAAAAACAUGAAAAUCUUCCGCGCUCACUCCAAACAUUACAAGCUCGGGAUGAUCGACCACUGGGGUUUUGUUUAAGGUGCUCACAUGGUACAAAGCUUGCCCUCUUUCUUUCUCUCUCUCUCUUAAUCUCAACAUCACUUUUCCUCUGCAUUCCUCUCUUCUUGACUUUUUGUUUUUCAAAUUUUAAUUACUUCAAAAGUCGACCAAUGCCGGUACAUCAACCGAUGUUAGCCAUCGCCAAGCACAAUUUUGGUGAUUUGGAAAUGAUCGAUGCUGACAACAUCAGUGGCAUGUGGGCUGUGUUCACGAAAUGCAAAGCGAAUAUAGAGCACGGAACGAGACUGGAAAAUAUGUCAUGGAGAUUGUGGUACAGGGAAACGGCAAAUCAUCACGAGGUGAACAAGGACUAUUUCUCUUUCUUGCCGCCAAGAAGUAAUCAUGAUGAUUUACACACCAUUGGGUCGUCUGAGCCAUCUCCAGCAUUGUCGACGAGUAGUACACUGACCACCACGAGUAGUGUACGGUCAGCUCGGCAAUUUUCACCAGUUUCAUUUAUCCGGUUCAUUUCAUCGUUGUCACCAGACCAUAGUUUAAAGGAUCUACUAAAGGAGCAAAAGCUGAAAAUGGAAGCGACAGGAAUAAACUUGAGCAAGAAAACAGAAUUGGAAAUAACGGAAGCGGUCAGCACACCACUUAGGCACCGUGAUGUAGAAAAAAAGGAUAAAGGCAGGGACAAGGGAGAGCACGAGAUUCUAAAUGCCAACACAUACCACCAAGAGGUUACCCAACAAAUUCCAUCGGUGAUCACGUCAGCAGCUGACAAGCCUACCAGUCGCCAUAACGGCUUGUCAUCCAAAAUGUUCUUCAUAAAGUCUGAUGACGAAAACGAGGUCCAUCCAGACAGACAUCAAAGAAAGUCGUUCCGAUUGUCUCCUCCUCACCGUAAACACGCAGUCACAUACGAUGAUGAAGACGAUGAAGACGAUGAUAGUUUAGGAUCCAUUACGGACUAUGACAGCGAUUUUGAUGACGAAGAAAGUGACGAAGAAGAUUUAUUCACCCACCAGAGACAAGCGCAAGUAACGGAUGCCUUUCAUAAAAAGCCGCCGCCCACUAUGCUCAAACACCAAAGGUCUCUGCUCUCCGAUAUGCUAUCACGCAAAGCGACUGCUUCUGACCAACAUUCUUCAAAGUCAAAUUCUCGCCCUAUACCACAAAGUUCUGCCAGCAUGAGACCGUCGCCUUUUGAUCCAUUGAUGGCAAAGGAGCUGUCGGAAAGUCUUUGUCGAAACGUACAAUGGGAACAAUCUCAAAAAAGGUUAUGUUGCUUUAAACGGCAUACCACACCAGGCCAUCCAACCUCCAAAAAUGAAAAUCUUUCCUUGACGGACGAUGAGUUCCAAGGUUGGUGAACAACUGGCUCUGCAUUGACUGAGGAUGACCUUGUGAGAUUGGAACAUAUCAACUAAGGGGACAUGAUGUGAAACCAUGG
Molecule: messenger RNA, 1637 nt
Organism: Umbelopsis ramanniana AG
Lineage: Eukaryota; Fungi; Mucoromycota; Umbelopsidomycetes; Umbelopsidales; Umbelopsidaceae
Exons: 3
Coding region: 352-1557 (401 amino acids)
Biological process (GO): mitochondria-nucleus signaling pathway; negative regulation of transcription by RNA polymerase II; regulation of nitrogen utilization
Cellular component (GO): cytoplasm
Source: RefSeq, a predicted model, not a curated record